AUGGCGAUGAAUACAAAUACCCAGAAACCGAUACACAGUAUUGUACUCGAUGCGGGACCUAUUAUAAAGAAUGAACCUUCCGUGUCGACCCUCCUCGGACAAGCCGAGGAGCUCUACACUAUCCCCGCAGUCAUCGACGAAAUUCGAGACCCCGUCACCAGAGCGCGAGUCGAGACGACCUUGAAACCAUUCAUAAAAUGCAGGUCGCCGACGCCGGCGAGUAUAAAAGUCAUCACCGACUUUGCAAGGAGGACGGGAGAUUUGGAGGUGCUCAGUCGGCCUGACAUUCAUCUCAUGGCGCUCGCCUAUGAACUUGAAUGUGAAAGGAAUCAUGGCGACUGGCGAUUACGAAGCGUACCUGGUCAAAAGCGACUCAACGGAAAUCCACCUGCACCAGCAGAGGAGUUGGCUCCUGAGAAGCAAGAAACACAGACAGAAGGCAUCGAGAAGCAGCUCGCGGAGUCUCAUAUAUCUUCUGAUGCAGGGCAGCAGGUAGUGGGAGAGGCUUCUGCAGAAGAGCAACUACCUAAAGACGUUUCUCACGCCGACGAAGGAAACAGUCUUCCCGAUCCAGUUGAAGAAAUACAAGCCUCCGAAUCAGAUGACACAGAUGACGAAGGGUGGAUCACGCCGAAAAAUCUUAAGAAAUAUCAGGAAAAAGACUUGAACGGUUUGGUGGAGCGCGAGGAAGAGGUUAAGACGAUACAAGUUGCAGUUAUUACAUCCGAUUUCGCGAUGCAGAAUGUUCUUUUGCGAAUGAACCUAAAUUUGUGUUCUUCAACCCUCCAACGGAUCCGGCAGCUCAAGACUUGGGUUCUGCGUUGCCACGCGUGCUUUUAUAUUACCAAGGAUAUGAGCAAACAGUUUUGCACCCGGUGUGGUGGGCCUACUCUUCUCCGGACAUCUUGCUCUACCGACAAGAAUGGCAACUUUAAGGUACAUCUGAAAAAGAAUAUGCAAUGGAAUACCCGAGGGAAUGUUUAUAGUGUUCCAAAGCCUGUUGCUGGAACAUCGAAUGGCAAAAUGGUAGCCGGAGGUGGAAAAGGCGGUUGGGGUCAAGGCUUAAUAUUGGCUGAAGAUCAAAAGGAAUAUGUGGCAGCCAUGACGAGCGCUCGAAGAAAGAAAGACAAAGACCUUAUGGAUGAGGACUAUCUUCCUAAUAUCUUGUCUGGAGACCGGGGACGCGCGGGUGGGAGACCCAAAGUAGGAGCCGGGAGGAAUGUGAAUUCAAAGAAAAGAAGGUGA
Venustampulla echinocandica is the source of this 1245-nucleotide messenger RNA. RefSeq names its product putative 20S-pre-rRNA D-site endonuclease nob1. The coding region runs from base 1 to 1245 and encodes 414 amino acids. Gene Ontology annotation, cellular component: preribosome, small subunit precursor. The record is from RefSeq and is a predicted model, not a curated record. Gene Ontology annotation, biological process: ribosomal small subunit biogenesis; maturation of SSU-rRNA. The transcript has a single exon. Lineage: Eukaryota; Fungi; Ascomycota; Leotiomycetes; Helotiales; Pleuroascaceae. Gene Ontology annotation, molecular function: RNA endonuclease activity.